Molecule: messenger RNA, 2394 nt
Organism: Aspergillus pseudoviridinutans
Lineage: Eukaryota; Fungi; Ascomycota; Eurotiomycetes; Eurotiales; Aspergillaceae
Exons: 5
Coding region: 1-2394 (797 amino acids)
Molecular function (GO): oxidoreductase activity, acting on paired donors, with incorporation or reduction of molecular oxygen; heme binding; iron ion binding
Source: RefSeq, a predicted model, not a curated record
AUGGCGCUCUCGACAGCUCUGUACGACGCACUCAUUGUUGGAUCCGGUCCCGCGGGUCUCUCUGUGGCUUUAGGACUCAGUCGCACGCAUCGCAGAGCCGCCAUUUUCACCAAGCCCGACGGUGCAGGCUUCAGGAAUGAAGGCGCUGCUGAGAUGCACAACGUUAUUUCACGAGAUGGCAUUCCUCCCGUGGAAUUUCGCAGCAUCGCAAAAGAACAGAUCAUGAGAUAUGGUACAGUGGAUUUCAUAACCGCAGACAUUGUGGACAUGCACAAGGUAAGCACGGAGGGCGAGGGUUCCAUGGAGACGUUCCAGGUCACCGCGAGCGAUGGACGACAUUGGACAGGCCGAAAACUGGCACUGGCGAUGGGUUCCGUCGAGCUGUUCCCGGAAAUUGAAGGCUACAAGGAGAACUGGCCUGAGAAUAUAUUCCAAUGUUUCUUCUGCGACGGCCACGAGAGAUCCCAUCUCCCCGGUGGGAUACUGACGUUUCCAAAUCCGAUGUAUGCCCAUAUGGCGCAGAUGAUGCAUCUUCUUGUCACUAAGACAUCAGGCCCCGUGACCGUCUUCACUGACGGCCCUGUACCGGACAAUGAAGCUAUGAAUGCAGCAAUGGAAAAGAUCGAAGCUCUUGGCUGCAAGGUAGAGACUGGGAAGAUCGUUAGGCUUGUCCCCGCGACGGAGCCCGACGUGGGUGUCACGGUCAUUGUGGAGGGCGGAAAGGAAUACAAGAUGGGAUAUCUGGGGCACAAACCUCCCACGGUCGUGGCCGGGGCUGAUAUGCUGAGAAAGCUGGGGAUCGAGAUUGAAGAUCACCCGAUUAUGGGACAGAAUAUCAAAGCGGCCGACCCUCUGUGCUCAGCCAAUAUCAAGGGCGUCUUCGUUGCCGGUGACGCUGGCACACCGAUGAAGGCAGUGUCCAAUGCUAUCGGCAGUGGAGCCACUGUCGCGGCCGGCAUUGUGCAGCAGUUGAUUGCGGAGGACAUGGAGUACUAUUUGACACGUCGGUAUCCAAUCCGCCAUCAAGAGACAGGAAGACCACUUCCUGGGCGGCCAUAUAGAUGGCCCAACGGACAAGGGGACGCCGGCAAGUUCCUUGAAGGCAUCGAGAACCGCCGAGCAUGGGCGAAGGAGCAUGGAUACGUUUAUCGCAUCUGGGCAGGAAUGAAACCAGAGGUGGUGUUACAGAAGCCUGAACAUGUGAAACUUGUUUUUCGAGACUCGGACCGGCACACCAAGGCAAGCAACAACGACUCAGGCUAUCUCAUGGGGGAGCUCUUGGGCCAGUGCCUGGGUCUGAUCAGUGGUGCGAAUUGGCGAGCACUGCGCCGCGUUAGCGAGCCCGCAUUUCGACACAGCACGGCCGUCGAAUCCUUUGCCAGAAUCGAGCAAAGAGUAAAGACCUACUGCGCCGGCAAUCAAGGACUACUAAUCGGUACCAUUGACCCUGUGGCGGAUUUCAAGUUUCUUCCGUUUCUGAUUAUUGCCGAUAUCCUCUACGGUCCUGUCACACUGGACAUGGAGGCGGAACUGUGCCAGAUAGCCUCCGAGCGCGAGAGGCUCUUCACUUAUGUCAUGAAGGGUGGACUAUCCCGGUAUACCUGGUCGCGAUAUCUACCGAGCGAGGCAAAUCGGGCGCUGAAAUCGUUCCAGGCGCAGUGGAGGUCUUUCAACCAGGCCACGUUCCGGCGCGCCCAGGACUUAAAGUGGACAGAAACACCCGUGUAUCAGCUUUUUGAGGCGGUCCGCGUUGGCCAAGUCAGCUCCGAAAACGUUUACCAGACGCUCGAUGAAAUGCUAUUUGCGAAUCUGGAUGUCACUAUGGGAGCCUUGUCGUGGAACGUGGUUUUUCUUGCGGCAAAUAUCGAUGCACAGGAGCGAUUAUUCCAAGAGAUAACGACUAAAGCGGGAGGCAAUGAACAGAUGCUGCAAUAUGUGCAAAGUAGCUCUACAUACCUUGCCUCUUGCAUAAUGGAGUCGUCUCGGCUGAAACCUCUAGCAGCCUUCUCAGUCCCUCAGGCUGCACCGACCGAUAGAGUGAUCGACGGCUAUGUCGUGCCUGCUGGGACCAGUUUCAUUGUCGAUUCCUACGCACUAAACGUCGAGAAUGAGUUCUGGGGUCCGGACCGACGCGAGUACAGACCGGACCGUUUCGAACUUCUAUCUACCUCCGAAAUACGGUACCACAUGUGGCGAUUUGGGUUUGGUCCUCGCCAGUGUUUGGGGAAAUACGUCGCCGAUCUGACCCUCCGACUAUUUCUGGUUCAUCUGGUGCAGAACUGGACACUGCAGCUUCCGGCGAGCGAGGGUGCCAGUUCGGAGAAUUGGAAACGGGAUUUGGAAAGUUGGAUUACCCAUCCCAGAGUGCAAGUCACUUGUAAGCAGCGUCAAUAG